AUGGCAUUGACGUUACGAGAAAUCGUGCUUUGCGCGAUCCUCAUCUUCGUCAUUGGAGUCUCUGUUUUGAAUCAAACAUUAUCGCCAACAUCCAUCUCUCAAAUCGUCCAACCAUCAACUCCUCAUGAUCAAACCUCCUCGUCUUCAUCAUCAUCAAGUAACCAAGACAAGAAUUUACGUUUGAACAACCUUCAAAUCAUUGGCACACACAACAGCUACCACCGUGAGGUCUCACUGUCCGAACGUGCCAUUUUCCCAUCUCUCAUGGCCAGCGUCGACCCUCGCGUCGAGGACUAUUUCUACUCGCACGCCUCAGUCACAGACCAACUCGAGCACCAGAGUGUGCGCAGUCUCGAGUUUGAUUUGUACGUCGACACCAAGGGCAGCCUGUACGCUGACCCGCUGAUCCGACGGCUUGCAAACAUGUCUGAAUCGGACAAGUUGCACUACGCCCUACCGCACCGGACGAUGCAAAAGCCCGGCACAAAAGUGCUGCACAUUGCAGACGCAGACGUCGGAACCAUAUGCCACACACUGGUCGACUGUCUGACUGAAGUGAAAACAUGGUCACGUAGUAAAAAAGGACAGCACGUGCCGAUUCCGAUCCUGCUCGAAUUUAAAAUGACCGAGACGGGGGUUAUCGACCAGGGAGGCGUGCGGGCUGAGGAAUGGACGGUGGAAACGCUAGACAUUGUCGACGCAGAAAUUCGCUCGGUUUUUGACGACGACGAGCUCAUCACACCAGACCAGAUACGCAAACAGGCCCAAGAGGCCACAGGCAAGCAGGAUCUAACCCUCGAACAAGCCAUCCUCUCCUCUGCCGAUGGCGGCGGAUGGCCUACCUUGUCUUCUUCCCGCGGCAAGGUAUUUUUCGUCAUGGACAAUGAACCAACACACCCAAUCCAAAUCCGAGAACCGUACCGCAGCGGCGGACGCGGGAAUCUCGAAGGCAGGGUGAUAUUCACAAACUCUCUACCUGGCGAACCCGACGCCGCCUUUAUCAAGCGGAAUGACCCAUUGACCGGUGAUAAUAAGCGCGAGAUCCAGGAUUUGGUGGCCAAGGGUUAUUUCAUUCGGAGUCGCGCCGACGAGCCAAUUCAGAUGCUCCUGCGGAAUGAAACGGAUAUGCGCGAGGCAGCUCUGGCGAGUGGUGCGCAUGUUGUUAGUACGGAUUGGCCUGCUGUUGGGAUGAGUGCGAGGUAUAGCAGUGACUAUGUAGCAAAGUUGCCUGGGGGUGGGACAGCAAGGUGCAAUCCUGUAAACGCUCCUACUGCAUGCAAUGACGCUGUUUUGGAAGAUUUACAUAUUUAG
This is a messenger RNA of Talaromyces rugulosus, 1311 nucleotides long. RefSeq lists its product as uncharacterized. Gene Ontology annotation, molecular function: phosphoric diester hydrolase activity. Gene Ontology annotation, biological process: lipid metabolic process. Bases 1 to 1311 code for a protein of 436 amino acids. The transcript is spliced from 2 exons. NCBI's taxonomy places the organism in Eukaryota, Fungi, Ascomycota, Eurotiomycetes, Eurotiales, Trichocomaceae. The record is from RefSeq and is a predicted model, not a curated record.